This is a messenger RNA of Cooperia oncophora, 687 nucleotides long. Lineage: Eukaryota; Metazoa; Nematoda; Chromadorea; Rhabditida; Trichostrongylidae. The record is from the annotation of a GenBank genome assembly.
AACUGCACCUACUUUUGUAGUUCACGCUGCAACUCGGAUUCGCAGGAAUCCUCGUCCCACCCAAGUACACCAGUCGAUGACCAACCUGGACCAUCCUCCAAUGGACCAUUGUCAUCGAAGCGAAAGGUAAUUCGGUCCGAUGCUAUGAAACCGCUGUGGAUUCCUGAUGACGCUUCAAGUAAAUGUUUGAUGGAGGGAUGCGAUACGGUGUUUUCAUUCUUGAACCGCCGUCAUCAUUGUCGCGACUGUGGCUGGCUGAUAUGCUCUACAUGUGUUGGGAAGCGCCACUUUCUAAAUUCCAGUUCAAAAAGGAAAUUGUUUGUCCGGAAUGUUACGACAAAUUGGAGAGCUUAUAGAUAUGUUGUCGUCGAACCACAAACUCUUUUUAUGCCUCCGAUAAAUAGAAGGCUCAAGCGUAUGAAUAUUGAGCAACGAAUGGUGCCAGACAGUGGUCUCGUCUUUGGAAAGUCACUUGGUCAAGAUGAUGAGCCGUGUGAGCAGUAUGUCAUCUACGGUUUUGAACUGAAGGAAACAGAAGCUGAAAGUGGAGGAACGCAAUUCGAGCUAACUCAUCGCAACCAAAUCAUGACAGAUCGAAAGGAACAAGUCAUUUCGUUUCGAGUUGAGCAUGAGAAGAGUAUCAUCAAGUGGUCGAAUGCUCUGCGCCAUGGUCUUGGCAUCGAGUGA